AAUGUUAGAUGAUGUUGAUACACCUGAGAAUUUUGAUGAUGCACAUUUGGAUAUGCCUCUAUCAGAUGAAUUUGUGGAGAGAGCAACUGAUUGCAAACUUGUUGAAGAUUCUCAUAUGGAGUCAUGUCUACCUUUGGCAGGCACACUAUACCAUGAGGAGAAACAGGACCUUGUGGCAAAAACAUCAAAGAAGACUAAAAUAACUCAAGCUAAGGACAAACAAGUAGCUAAGGCAAAGAAGGCGAAGAAAAUGAAGUCUAAUAUCUUAAAAGACAAGAUACAAAGCAUAUCUGAUUCAUCCCACCAACUUAGCGAAGUGGUUAUUGAGCAUAAUAAAGGCAAAAGAGUCCCACAAACACCAACACUCAAGUCAAGGAGUGGCAGAACAAUCAAGCGAAGAAUAUUGGACUAAUGAAGUGAAAGAUUUUAUGAGACUUUGAAGCAACUUUUGUAUGUACUUUGUACAAUUCUCUAGCUAUGACUUUUGGCUCUAUUACACCGUGUUGGUGACAUUCUACUAGCAUUUUGAGGUUACCUUUUGUAUGUACAUUGUAUAUGCCUCGAUGCAGUUUUUGGUUUAAUGCGCUAUGUAUAUAUAACGCAUAAUGUCUGAAA
Salvia miltiorrhiza (redroot sage) is the source of this 615-nucleotide messenger RNA. RefSeq lists its product as uncharacterized. The record is from RefSeq and is a predicted model, not a curated record. The transcript is spliced from 5 exons. The coding region runs from base 2 to 412 and encodes 136 amino acids. NCBI's taxonomy places the organism in Eukaryota, Viridiplantae, Streptophyta, Magnoliopsida, Lamiales, Lamiaceae.